AUGAUUUUCGACGAGGUCUUGAUGAACAAAGAUGAUUUUUUGACGAGUUUAACACAACUUGUAACAUAUAUAACACAUAGUAUGAGAGGUUGGUUACGAAUGAUUUUAAAGAAAAAAUAUAUUCGUUCAAUGAUCAAUAUUGCAGCAUCAUGGGGUGGUGCUAUAAAAGCUCUUCGAUUGAUGGCUAGCGAUGAUAAUAUUGAUGUAAAGUGGAGUCAUGUGAGACACUUAUAA
Rotaria sp. Silwood2 is the source of this 234-nucleotide messenger RNA. NCBI's taxonomy places the organism in Eukaryota, Metazoa, Rotifera, Eurotatoria, Philodinida, Philodinidae. The record is from the annotation of a GenBank genome assembly.